Anguilla rostrata (American eel) is the source of this 3068-nucleotide messenger RNA. RefSeq names its product LYL1 basic helix-loop-helix family member (gene lyl1). Gene Ontology annotation, molecular function: RNA polymerase II cis-regulatory region sequence-specific DNA binding; protein dimerization activity; DNA-binding transcription factor activity, RNA polymerase II-specific. The transcript is spliced from 4 exons. The coding region runs from base 1438 to 2634 and encodes 398 amino acids. NCBI's taxonomy places the organism in Eukaryota, Metazoa, Chordata, Actinopteri, Anguilliformes, Anguillidae. The record is from RefSeq and is a predicted model, not a curated record. Gene Ontology annotation, biological process: regulation of transcription by RNA polymerase II.
CGAGAGAAGGAGGGAGAGUGAGAGAGAGAGAGACGGAGAGAGACGAGAGAGAGACGAGAGAGAGAGACGGAGAGAGAACAAGAGAGAGAGAGAGAGAGAGAGAGAGAGAACAGAGCGGUAGCUUGGCAUCAUUCUCAUUACAGAACAAGCUUCAGUCAUUGCUAAAAGGGAUCUCCCACAUUAAAUUCAAGGGACUUUUUCUCAUUGUGCUUUUUCAUUUUUUUUAAACCAUGGUAACCAGUUUUUAAUUUUUUUUUAUUUUUUACUUGCAUUUAAACAAAUAUUUGAAUGAAACACUACUUGCUGGAGCACCUACCAAGUUUGGAGUGUGAGAAUUCCUGGCUGGUAUGUUGGACAUGUGUUGUAUUGUAGCACAACUUCCACAGUCAUAGGCUUGGGCACAAGUUUAACUGCGUACUGUACACAUAGCAGGAAGCUUGGUUCUCUAAACCGACUCUCUCUCACACACACACACACGUACACACACACCCACACACACACACACACACACACACACGCACACACACGAACACGCACACAGACACAUGCACACAGACACACGCACGCACACACAAACACAGACUCAACUGAGGGAAUGACAAGGGGGGUGUUUCAGCACAGAGACCCAAGGCCACACUGGAAAAGCCAUGUGCGUUGCUGCUGAAGUGGAGACACUUGUGAACGCGCUUCGUGAGAAUGAGUACUGCUCGGAAUCCAGGCCCUCUGCCACCGGCGGUCUCGCGGAAACGCAGAUGGUAGAGAACAUUUGGUGACCACGGCGACAGAGGAAAAAGACUCAGGAGCCUCACACUGCCACAGGAACGCGGACACACGCGCGUCAGGACAGACGGACAGACGGACAGAAUCCCUGGCCCGGGACUGACAAGGAGGGACAGAGGGCUGGAGGGGCGCGCUCCAAUCUGCCGAGCCUCUUCGAAAGAACCGAGACCCCCGCGAAGACCACAGAGGAGCGGAUGCAGGAAGUGAAUUUUGGCUGAUAGGACCCGCGUGGGACAAAGAGCGCGGCGUCCGCCUUCCGAAACUCCCAGGACUGUCCGAGAAGGGCCGACCAUUUUAAGACGACUCGCGCUCACGAGAAUGCACAGACAUAGGCACACCGAAAUUCUUCUUUCUGAUGUCCCCGGCUUGCAGGCAUUUGUGGAGGCCGGACUUGGUGUGUACUAACAAGGACCAAACCAGGGCUCAAAGGAUGAACGACAAUGAAGAGCAGCCAUUCUCAGCCCACACACUGAUUUAGCCUCUGGAGAUGCACGAAGCAGAGCACUCCUGAUACACACAGCUUCAGGAACGAUAAAAACGAGUGAGGAGACCCAGACAAGGACGAGGUCUCUUGGCUAGCGCGUGAGCGGGACAGAGAACGGGAGAGAGAGAGAGAGAGAGAAACGGAGAGAGCGUUUGGGGGGUUCACAGAGGAAGAUGAUGGAAAAGCUGGAGCCCCCCAUUUCCCCGGGCCCUUCGACCCCGGCGGUCAGUGACAGACAGAGCCCUGUGGAGACCGUGUCCCCCAGGGCCAGCAGCCCCCCGCCAAAUGGGGCGGGGGCACAGGGAGGCACGGCCCAAAGCAGCCCCUCUGCGGAGCCCACCCCAACCCUCACCCCCACCCCCACUCCCACCCCCACCCAUAACGCUGCAGCUGAGCCCAUCGCCUCUGAGACAGCCAACCAGGGAGCAGGGACCGGCUCCCCUUCCUCUACUUCGCCCCUCCUCCUCCCAGGCUCUGACCCUGCCCCCACAACCCCUCCCCUCACCCCGUCCUCCUCCGCCCCUCUCCCGCCCAACAUCCCCGUCAUCAGUCUGGGGCACAGCAAGCCCCCCAUCCCCCUCCCCCUCCCCAACCCCCAGUUCACCGCCCUGCACCCCAUCCCAAACCUGGCCCAGCUGACCUCGCUCUCCAGCCCCAUGUCCUCGCCUGCCUCUCUGCUCCCCCCUGCAUACCUGUCCGGACACCCCUUCCUCAACAGUGCUUACCUUGGCCAAUCAGGAAACUACGGUAUUUACACCAGCAGCCGCUUAAAGAGGAGGCCCUCCCUGCACUUUGAGAUGGAUCUGGCUGAGGCAGGUCCUCCUCAGAAGUUGGCGCGGCGUGUCUUCACCAACAGCAGGGAGCGCUGGCGGCAGCAGAACGUGAACGGGGCCUUCUCCGAGCUGCGCAAGCUCAUCCCCACGCACCCGCCCGACAAGAAGCUCAGCAAGAACGAGAUCCUGCGGCUCGCCAUGAAGUACAUCAACUUCCUGGUGCAGCUGCUGAGCGACCAGGACGGCGGCCUGGCCCGGGACACGGGGGCGGAGCAGCGGGAGGAGGGCGAGGACGCGGGGGAGAGGGCGAAAGGGGUCAAUUCGCCAGACCUGCACCCCCACCUGCGGCGCACCACGCCUCCUCUGGGACUCCCGUUGCCCGGCCGACCGGCCUUGAUCACCGCCUUCCAUGACAGGAACUCUUCUGAUUCCGUGAUUGCCCUGGCAACCUCCCCAAACUCCAGCUGCUAUGGAGACACCGACAGUGAGGAGAGUCUAGGUCCCAGGAACUCCGUCACGGUCACCCGUGGCAACAGCGGCCUGGAUAAGGUCAAGGAACAGCUGCGGACAAUGGCUACCGCGAGUGACCAGCGGUGACGUCGCAUUUGCAGCGACUGUGAAAAAAUAAAAACACAAGUAGAAGAAUCAUUUGGGGAUUUAACAUCUAAACUGACAGUAUUCAAAUACAAUAUCUUUCAUUUAUUUUGAUCAUUUUGACUGUGAUACGGUAUGUUGUCAAAUAAUUUUGUGUGCAUGUGAGCGUGUGCAUCCACAUUGGCGAUGCAAUUAUUUUUCCUAAAGGCUGCGAAUACACAUAGAUAAUAAAUAGUUUACAAUAGCCUGUCUUCGCUGUAUUACCAUAGAAACGUCACUGGAAGAACAAGAGAAAUGCACAGCUCAGGCCCACUCUACUCUGUGUGCCUCAGGUGUGUCUUUAUGUGGUGCAGAGCUCCACUCAAUCUGGCCCUGAGGUGCAUGGGCAUAGAAUGGCAAAUACAACAACAACCAAAAAACAAAACAAAACAAAACAA